Messenger RNA from Quercus lobata, 5211 nucleotides. RefSeq names its product calmodulin-binding transcription activator 3-like. The transcript has 8 exons. Gene Ontology annotation, cellular component: nucleus. Gene Ontology annotation, molecular function: protein binding; double-stranded DNA binding; transcription coregulator activity. Gene Ontology annotation, biological process: regulation of transcription by RNA polymerase II. Bases 2594 to 5029 code for a protein of 811 amino acids. The record is from RefSeq and is a predicted model, not a curated record. NCBI's taxonomy places the organism in Eukaryota, Viridiplantae, Streptophyta, Magnoliopsida, Fagales, Fagaceae.
UUUUUAUCCAAUAAGUCAAAAAUAGGUAAAUUGUAAGAAUAACUUAAAUUAUUUAGGUUAAAAAUUAUUUCCUAGUAUGUAAAUGAUUAUUCUAAGAUAUAUAUAAUCUAACAUUUUCCGUUACACAGCUUCUUUGAUCCACGUUGGUGGUUGUGGUUUAUGUGUUAUGGUGGUAUUUCAAACUUUCACCGCGAGAGACUCUUCUAAAGAGCCUCAGGUUUUUAAUGAUAAAAAAUUCUUAGGUAAUUCCAAAUAAUAUUUCAACUUGGAUGCAAAUGAGCUCAAACUCAAGCGGUACUUCUUGUUAAAUCCGAUUUUAACCCCAAUUCUUAUUACGCAAUAGAAAAUUGUCAAUUUAUUACCAAUUAUAUCAAUUAUGUGAUCACAAUUCUAGUGAUAUAAACCAUGAAAAACAGCAAGUCACCAAAUAUGUAAGCGCAACAAUAAAAGCAAUAAAAACAUUAGAUAACGAUAUGGUGACGAAGUGGAAAAUCAAUAGAGAACGUCUUCAAAGUAAAAACUACUUCAGGGGUAAUGUAUCCCAAUUAAGGCACUCCAUUAUAUGAGAAGGAGUUUACAAUUUAAAACAGAACUUUUGCUGUCUAGACUCUAUGAGACUUCAACUUAGUAGACAAACUCAUUGUUGUGAAUCAUAGUAGCUUAAGAACUAUAAAGAGUCUAAACUUAUCAUAUAUGGACCCUUUCACGAAUGAACUGUCCAUGUCAAUGAAUCAGCACCUCUAACCUACUUCAAGGCACCUCCUUGAAGGUUUGAUAGCCAAUGAGUUGAUGAAGACUCUGUGGUUUCAACCUCUUGGAUCACAAGUAUGAAUAUAAACUAGAAUGAUUCUCUCUUUUGUACUCACUGAUGGAGGCUAUAAUUUUCUCAGCGUGGCACUUAGUUUCUGCCUCCUUAAGCCUCAUGGAAGUCAAGUAUAUAAGAAUUUAUAGAGUUUCCAUAAGUAGGGUCCAGAGAAAUUAUUCUUUGUCUAACCUAGCAAAAUUUGUCAUCCUCAAGGUGUGGCACUUGGUCUCUUAUGUUUGUCUAACCUAGCAAAAUUAGUCUUUUACCUCUUCUUUAUGAUUCAUCUUAAAUGGAGGAAUGUACACAUUUUUUCCUUUAGAGCCAGAAGGCUUUGUUGGAAUGGAAGACCCUAUCUUCAUAUGUCCUAGGUUGGUUUUAUCAGAGUCGGGCUCUACAUCAAUCUUGGAAUUAGAUACUUUUUCCAAUUUGGAAUUAUAUUCAGCAAGUUCUUCUUCCAAAAACUCGACCUUAACCCUAAGGGAGAAAUUCUCAAUUUCUUACUCUUGACUCCAUCUACCAACUUGUUGGUUUCUUCAAGUUUGACACGUAAGGUCUCCUUAAUAUAUUCAAACUACUUUAAUUUUUCCAAGUACUUUUCAACAUUUUUUUAAUUAUAAUCAACUUAUUGGAUUCAUCAAGUUUUACAUGUAAAACCCCUAUUUCAAGUUCAAUCUUGCUCAAUUUCUAAGUGAUUUCUUAUAGUCUUUCUUGGAUUUGAUAAUUUUGCUAAAGAGAUUGUUACCAGCAAUUCUAGGAACUCCUAUAGAAUUGUUUCAAAUAACAUCAUCACUAUCAUGAGUAUAAUGACUCUUGACUUUAUCCAUGACAAAACUAGGAUCAAGGGUCACACAAGGAAAUUAAUCCUACAGCAUUGAAGCAAAGCUCUAAUACCAAUUGAAAAAUGUUGUUUAGAACCCUAGUAUGGCUUGCUACUAAUUUUAACCAAUUAAUUCAAUUGUGCCCUGGGUAGUUAAUUAGUCAAUAUUCAAGCACAGUAGUCAAUAUGAAUAAUAGCAUGCACAAUAGUAGAGAACAAACACACACACAAGGAUUUGUUCAGGAAGUGAAAACCUAAAAGGUAAAACACUCCAGGGCCAAGCCCAAUUCAUCAAAUCACUAUGAAGGUUCUUGCAAUACAUACUAUACUAUAUAGACUUCCCAUACAAGUAGAUAGACACCGUACCAGAGCUUCCUGCUCCUGCUAGCAAGUGCAGACUCCUACCUUGUGCUUUGAAAUCCACUUGAUGAAGUCAAUCCACUGACCACAAAAUCAAUCACUCAAUCACUCCAAGGCUUCUUGAAGAUUUGUCUCGAUCUAGUUUCAAACAGGAAGUCCAAUACAAGUAUGGUGAUCUAUGUGUUUGGAAUAAUCAACCCCUCAAAGAUGUUCAAUGGGAGAGGGUGGAAGAAAAAGAAUAGCUCUCUCUAGGUUUUUAUUUUUUUUCUAUGGCCAUCUUUGUUCUCUGGAAAUUGGGGUUGAUAUAGGGUUUAAAUACAAGUAGGUUUUAGGCUUGCAGUGGGUACAAACACAGCUCUGGAAGCAAAUCUCAGAAUUUCUAUUAUAAGGUUCAGUCAAUCGAGAGUCUACCAAGAGUUUUUGUCUGAAUCACCAAUCUCAAACGAUUGAACUUUGACCGGUCCAAGAUCUUUAGUUUGGCAUAGUGAAAAGAAGAUUCAGCCUUUAGCCCUCGUUGCAACUGUUCAUAUUAGAAUUACAAAACCCAAAAUUACAAAUAAAUUCGUCAUGGAAUUAGCCAGCACUAAAAAUCCUAACAAAAGUUACAAUACAUGGAGGGCAAUAGGACAAAUGAUAGCUGUAUUAAAGAGACUAAAGAAGCUUUUCCCUAUUUCCAAGAAACUGAACCCAAUUCGGAGAUGGAUGGCUAUGUGUCCUCUUGUUUUCAUCCGAAUAAUUCCCAAGUAACUUCACAAACUAUAGAUAUAACAGGCCUCAACAGUGCUCAGGCAUUAGAACACAUGGAUGCUGAAUCAGUCUGUAAUCACCAAGCAAGUUCUGGAUUCCAUUUGUCCUUCGAAUUCCAACAACCCAUGGUGGAGAAGAUGAAUCCUGGACUCUCUGAUCCUUUUCUGCCUGCAUCAAUUCCAAAUUAUUAUCAAGGAGAAUUCUCAACCGUUUUGGGGGUGGAUUUUGGCUCACUUGCUCAAGCAGAUAAAGCAAAAUACAGCAACAAUAUGAGGCAAAUCCUUGAUUCUCCACCGUCAGAUGAUGACUUGGGAAAUGGUACUUCUGGCAAUCAAGCUGUGCCAUUUUGGCCAUCAUUUCCUGAAACACAACCUGAUACCAAUGGAUUCCUUCUUGAACGAGAAAAUCUGGUACUAAGGCAGCAUUUCACCAGCAACUUUGUUGAGAGAUGGGAAUUCAGUAGUCACCCUCAAAUCCAAAAUGAGUGGCAGACUUCUGAAGGUAAAUGGCCCUUAAAUCAGAAUGUGCAUGCAGAAUCAGAGUAUGGUGCCACUUCUUUGUUUCAUGAACAAGAUGUUAAUUUGGAUGAACAAUUCAACUUUCAGAAGUCUUGCCUUCUACAGACUGAUAAUCAAGAAAUUCAUCCUAUGCAAAAUAACCUUCAAGUACAGCUUUCAGAUGCAGAUCAUGGAUGCAAAACGGCCCUAGAGGGAAAAAUAGAUUUUGCCAUUUUAAACCAAUGGAUGAUGAGUGAUGAAGUUGAAUGCCUAUUCAAACAUAAUAAAUAUGCAGAUACUACAGAUAAUUAUAGUGGCAAAGUGAGUGGUAUUUUUCUUUUGCGAUUUGAAAAACUAUUGUCUCUGACCUCUGUCUGCCCUCCAAGUGCUGAUUUCAUUAGUGUGAGCAAGAAAUCUGAAGUAAGGAGUAAAAUCAGUUCAUUGUUAGAAGGGGAAGAUGAAGAAAGGGAUCAAAUGCUAAAUGUUAUUAUUAAUCAAAAAAAAGAAUGGCAUCAAAUAUUAGAGCUUGCUUCUGAGAAGGAUUUCUCUUCUAAAAAAGUACAGGAAAAGCUCCUUAAAAAGCUACUGAAAGAGAAGUUGCAUGUAUGGCUCCUUCAGAAAGAAGCAGAAGAUGGAAAAGGCCCUUCUGUAUUAGAUGAGGGUGGCCAAGGUGUGCUACAUUUAGCAGCUUCUCUUGGCUAUGAUUGGGCCCUAGAACCAACUAUUAUUGCAGGUGUCAGUGUCAAUUUCCGUGAUGUGAAUGGAUGGACUGCACUUCAUUGGGCAGCAUUUUGUGGCAGAGAGCGCACAGUUGCUUUCCUUGUCUCUCUUGGUGCGGAUCCUGCUGCAUUAGUUGAUCCAUGUUCCAAAUAUCCUUCAGGCAGAACAGCUGCUGACCUAGCUUCUGCCAAUGGACACAAAGGAAUUGCUGGUUAUCUUGCAGAAUCUCAUCUGAACAGCCACCUUUCAUCUCUUACGCUGGAAACUGGGGAAGGCAAUGCUGCAGGGAUUUCUGGAGCAAAAGCAGUAGAAACAGUUUCAGAACAAAGUGCAACUCCAGUCAGUGAUGGGGAUUUACCAUAUUCAUUGAAGGAUUCAUUAGCUGCUGUCUGUAAUGCCAGCCAAGCUUUUGCUCGUAUUCAUGAAGAUUACAGGGUGAAGUCCUUUCAAAAAAAGCAGUUAAAAGAGUAUGGUGAUGAUAAAUUUGGAAUGUCAGAUGCACAAGCUCUUUCACUUCUUGCUCUUAGGACAAACAAAUCAAGAAAACAUGAUCUACCUGUGCAUGCUGCUGCAAUCCGGAUACAAAGUAAGUUCCGCAGCUGGAAGGGUAGAAGAGAAUUUUUGAUAAUCAAGCAGAGAAUGGUUGAAAUUCAGGCACAAGCAAGACAACACCAGGUCAGGAAGAACUAUAUAAAAAUUAUCUGGUCAGUAGGGAUUGUAGAAAAGGUAAUUUUGCGUUGGAAACGAAAAAGUGGUGGCUUGCGUGGGUUUAAAGCAGAAGCACUUGCUGAGGGCCACAAAAUGCAAGAUAAAUCUUCAGAGGAUGACUAUGACUUCCUGAAAGAAGGCCGAAAGCAAACAGAAGAGAGGCUGCAAAAAGCACAUGCUACAGUGAAGUCCAUGGCUCAGUCUGCAGAGGCAAGAGAUCAAUACCAUAGGCUGCUGAACGUUCUGACUAAUAUUCAGGGAUCCAUGGUUGUGGGUGAUGGGGUUCCAAGCAGUUCAGAUGAAAUGGCUGAUUAUAAUGACCUGAUUGAUAUUGAAGCAUUCCUGGAUGAAGGCACUAACAUGCCUUCAGCCUGAACCUCUGGUUCAUUCUCUUCUCUUGUAAAAUAUUUGUUAUUAGUGGCAGUGGGAAUGUUAUUUAUCAAUUAGGUUUGCUAAAAUUCUUGUAUAAAUAUUUGUUCAUUCUCGUCUCUUGUAAAAAUUCUUGUAUAACGAAAAGGAAUAUAGAGGAAAGAAAAAAAAUGUAUAAUAUUAUUAUA